AUCAGAGGACGGGACAUUGCGAAAGGAAGUGAGAAAAUUAAAGAAGAAGAAAAAAAAAACCCCCUUCGCCGAAGCAAUGCCCGAAAGCCGAUGAGUGCCAAGACUCUUGUUGUCCAGGCGUUCAAUGCGCGCUCACUGCUCAGUGCUGUAGCCUGUAGCCUGCGGUGGGCGUGGCCACUGGCAGAUGCUUGGCUGAUUGCGAAGUGCGGUGGACAACCUGAAAGUCGAAUGCAGCCCCCAGCAUGGCGCGAUAAAUGGACCGAAGGACGGGCGGGCCUCGCUGGACCAUAAACUUGCCAAAGCGGGUUGAUAUGUGAUCUGCGGCCUGGCAAUAUCUGCUUUACCCAAGCAGCGAAUACGGACCCCUUUGUCGAUCGAUUGGAGGGGUUUGAAAAGAGGAGGUGAAGCCUGAAUGAAGCUUGAAGCCUGGAGGAGUGAGUGGGAGGAGCCAAGGAGCCACAAGAAUGCAGGACAGCGCGCGACGCAGACACGGCAUACAAGUAUGGGCAAUCGCGG
Molecule: messenger RNA, 516 nt
Organism: Colletotrichum phormii
Lineage: Eukaryota; Fungi; Ascomycota; Sordariomycetes; Glomerellales; Glomerellaceae
Exons: 1
Coding region: 91-291 (66 amino acids)
Source: RefSeq, a predicted model, not a curated record